CCUCGCUUCCUGAACUCUGACUAGCCGCCCCAGCAGCGGCGGGUUGUGAUGAAGCUUUUGGUUCCCGCUUCCUCUGCAUCCUUCUCAAUGCACCGCGUGGCCAAUGUGGUUUAGCUGUGGUUGCCCUGCUGCAUAUGUACAAUUUCCUGCAUGCAUACAAUGUCUGCAUAGAUUCAGAUAUAUUCACUUAGACGCCUUGACUUAUCGGUUUUCAUCUAUUCACGUACGAGAAACAGCGUAAUGUCCCCCCGUGAUUUUUCUAUCCAAGGACCAGAGGAUCUUAUUACUACCAUUCAGGCAUCAGAGACUAUAUUUGUCCCUGCGUACACGUAUUCGACCACGAGGCGCGCUUCAGGAAAUUCAGAGUUAGUUUUUCAAGGGAUGGGAGCCAAUCGCUGCCGCUGCGGUAUUGGGAAUCAGGCGACAUUGGGAGUCGAACCCGCGUCGACGGGAGCUCCCGCGGCGAUGGCCGGCGACGCCAUGCGACGAGUCGUCGAAUGGCGGGAAAAGCACGUCGCAGCAGUCGCACGUGACGUCGCUGACGAUCCGGCGAGGCUACCGGCGAGGCCUGCAGGGGCUUCGCAGUGGGAAUCGGAGGGUCGUGCGCCUAGGGACGUGUGCGACACAGACUGGCGACUAUCUGACGGAUAUCAUCCGUCGCACAGAUUCGCCGAGAUCUCCGCGAAAGAGGCCCGCGAAGCCGUGAGCGAAGAGCAGCUCGCUGGAAUGCGACGAAGCAUCCACGAAUCAGCGUACGACAUGUGGAUUGCAGAGGACCUCCUAAUGAGCACGCUUAAAGAGGCCCUGGCGCGGCAAACGACCCGUUAUAAGCAGUCCCGAGACUGUCUCAGCCCACGCAUCACGAGAAGGUUGAGGGAUACAGGACGGUGUAGCAGCAGCAGCGGCAGCAGCCUUAGCAGCCCCAAUCACAGCAGGAAUAGCAGCAACUGUUGUGGGGCAUGUCAGUGCAGCAGCAGCGACAACGUUGGCAGCAGCAAUGGCUGCAGCAGCAACUGCAGCAACAGCAGCAGCAGCAGCACGACUAGUUGCAGUGGUGGAGAGGCAAGUGACAGGUGCAAGAGACAGAGGGGAGGGGGGAUGAUGGGCUGGUUGAGUAGGAGCCUGGUGUGUGUGUCCCGGCAUGGCAUCCAUGUGAAAUAGUGUAAUAGGAAUUUUGUAAUAAUGUGCUUGUGUACAAAUGAUGUCACAAUAGAAAAGAAACAGGUGU
Closterium sp. NIES-67 is the source of this 1228-nucleotide messenger RNA. The record is from the annotation of a GenBank genome assembly. Lineage: Eukaryota; Viridiplantae; Streptophyta; Zygnematophyceae; Desmidiales; Closteriaceae.